Lucilia sericata (common green bottle fly) is the source of this 2779-nucleotide messenger RNA. Its product is annotated as zinc finger protein 155-like. The record is from RefSeq and is a predicted model, not a curated record. The transcript has 6 exons. Gene Ontology annotation, molecular function: RNA polymerase II cis-regulatory region sequence-specific DNA binding; DNA-binding transcription factor activity, RNA polymerase II-specific. The coding region runs from base 109 to 1608 and encodes 499 amino acids. Gene Ontology annotation, biological process: regulation of DNA-templated transcription. Lineage: Eukaryota; Metazoa; Arthropoda; Insecta; Diptera; Calliphoridae.
UUUGUUUAUAUUUUGCUGAAAGUUGCCAAUAUUGGUUUUUGUUUUGUUUAUUUACAUAUGUACAAUUUUAUUUUAUAAAAUAGUUUUUUGUGGCUAAAUAUUACUAAAAUGGGUGCAAACAAAAAUUCAGAUCUUCAAAAAUGUGGAGAACUUUUAAUUGAUAUUGAAAAAAUUAAGUAUAAAACAAAAUCAUAUACAUAUCGCUGUGUUUUUUGUAAUAUUGAUUGUGAACAAUUAAAAAAAUUUACAAAACACCUAGAAGAGGAACAUUUUCUAAAUUUUGACGAGGUAUUAAAAAAUGAUCCAGUAAAAAUUGAAUCUGAAAGUUCUAGUCUUUCUUCUGAUCCUGAGGAUUUUAAAGUGGAUCAGCAAAUUUACAUUGUUAAGGCAGAUAGUGACGCAAUUAUUCCAAAUAAUUCCAUUGAUACUAAUGUGUAUUGUGAUCCUUUAAAGGUGAUAAAAGUAGAAACUAAUGAUUAUUUAGUGGAUGAGACAAAAAAUGAUGUAUUGAAAAUUGAAAAGAUGGAAAAUAAGAUGCCUGACUUAGAAACAAACGAGAAUGCAUCCUACGAUGAACACGAAAGUGAUGAUUAUGUUAUGGGCUUUGAAGAUUGCAACGAUCAAAUAAAAGACAAUAAUACUACAAAUUGUAAAAUUAAAAGAAAUUCAAAAAAGACGAAAACAAAACAAAGAAACUCUGAUGUAUCCGGUGUAAGCAGCAAUAAUUCAGAUGAUUCUGAUUUCGAUAUUGAAAAAGAAAAAAAUACCAAGAAAAAGUCUAAGAACCUCAAAAAGGAAAUUAAAAAAGAAGCAAAGCACAGCAAAGAGCCUAAAAAGGAAUUAGUCGAAGAUAAUGAAAAUCCGUCAUCAUGGCGCAUCUACAAACAAUUUUUACCGCUAUUUAUUGAACAAUAUAAAAAGUAUGAAGAACUUUGGAAGGUAGAUAAUAUUGCAUUCGGAGUUAAACCAGCAAGAUUUGAAAUACUUGGAAAAAUAGCUGAAGAAAUAAAGUUGAACCUGAAAAGAAACAUAAGUGCUCAAGGAGUACAUACUCAUAUUAUGUAUUUAAAUCGAUUAUAUUCCAAAGAUAAAAAACAAGAGUUAGUAUGUAAAAUGGAAAACAAGGAAUUUACGCCAGAAUCAGAUUUGUAUCCUAAACUGUCGUCGUUUCUCAGCGAAUGUCAAGGACCAUUCAUUUGUUCGAUUUGUAAUGAAAUGAUACCAAAGUAUGACCCCUAUUGUAUUCACUUGGCUGAACAUAAUGGUACGAAGCCAUUUAAGUGCACGUCUUGCGGAAUGACAUUUUCUAAAUUGCAUAAAUAUAAAAUACAUAAAAAACGUCAUCUAGGGGUAUACAAUCAUCAAUGCAAUAUAUGUGGCAAAGGCUAUCUUUUUCAAGCUGAAUUAAACGAUCAUCUAACUUCUCAUACUGGACUUAAGUUGUUUCUAUGUCCUAUAUGUGGUGAAAGCUUUAAACGACGCCAAUACUAUGCUAAUCAUAUGUUGCGCCAUGAAAAUCGUUUUCGUCACGAAUGUUACAUAUGUAAAAAGGGAUUCAUGUACACACAAGCUCUAAAAGCCCAUAUAAAAAGUCAUAUUAAAUUGUAAUAUAGAUUGAAAGUUUCUAUAUGUAUUUAAAACAAGUAGGAAAGUAUAGUCGGAUAUGGCCGACUAUAUGAUACCCUACACCAUGGGUAUAUUUUAAAAAAUAUUUGUUUUUCAUAAAAAAUUUGUUGAAUUUUACCUUAAUUUCGAUGUAUUUAAGCAAUUUAUUAAUGAAAAACUAAAUUUAUAAAAGAGGCUUUAUAUGGCAGUUAGGGUCAAAUAUGGGCCGAUCCUCAACAAAUUGGGAAGAAGGAUAUAAUUUUAUAUAAAGGUUAGUUAUGCUGAAUUUCAUCGCGAUACUAAUGGUUAUAAGUAAAUUUGUGGGCGUUUAGGAAAUUUUUUAAAGCGAGGUUUGUAUGGGGGCUGGGUUCAAACGACGGCCUAUCAUUAUAAAAAUUGGCAUGGUCAUUUAUGCUUAUGUAAAACUUGUUGUGAGAUAGUGACAUAGUUAUGAGUUAAAAACACAAAAUCGGAAGGUCAGGUUGUAUGGGGGCUAGGUGAAAUAAUGGACCGAUUUCAACUAUUCUCAAUAGGCAUCGUCCUUGUGCUGAAAAACUCUUAUUAAUCUUAAUCGACUAAGAAAGUGAUUCUGAGGUGGGUGUAGGACCAAUAUUUGUAUGCGUUACAAAAAUCAGCACAAACGUAUAAUACUCUCCCCACUAGUGGUGUAGGGUAUAAAAAGCAUGAAACGUCUACGCCAGAGGCGAUUUAAUCUGAUGUAUUAAAUGCCUGCACAAGACAACAAUAAUGAGACAAUUUGUAAAAAACUAUCGUGUGCGUCAUCAUAAGCACAGGAAAUUUUUUAGCAAAUUAACUCAUCAUUGUUGCCUUUAUUAUGUAUUAAGCAAGAUAUGGUGAUUUUAAUUUUAUCGAGUCGUCAGCAUAUUAUUAUUGUUCGAUAUUGAGAAACAUUUUAAAGAAGGUUAAUAAAGAGUUUUCUCAAAGCAUGCGUGAUAAAAAUUGUAAGAAAAUAAAGUUUUUUUUUGUGGUCCAUGUAAAACUUUUGUUUUCAUUCUCGGUUUUUGCAAUAUGCAAAAUGAACAAAUUAAAUUAUCCUAAAAACUAUUCAAAAUAUAGAAAAAUUAGUUGUGAAAUAGAAGAGAACCACGAAAAAACAUAAAUCACAAAACAAUUUGUGUUAUAUGGAGAAUUGAUGGUAAGGUGAUGUCAAAAC